This is a messenger RNA of Eriocheir sinensis (Chinese mitten crab), 3466 nucleotides long. RefSeq lists its product as uncharacterized. The record is from RefSeq and is a predicted model, not a curated record. The transcript has 11 exons. NCBI's taxonomy places the organism in Eukaryota, Metazoa, Arthropoda, Malacostraca, Decapoda, Varunidae. The coding region runs from base 499 to 1227 and encodes 242 amino acids.
CCUUGCAUCGCCUCCUCCUCCUCCUCCUCCUUCCUCCCGGUCAGCUGAUCCGAGGUGGACGGCGUUCCGCGUGUCGGCCAAUUUCCUUGUAAUCCAGGACGACACAGACGGCCAUGGAUGGAAGCAAGAUGCUGGACUUUGUGGACCCUGGCGGCCAUGGGGAGGUGUCCGUGGGCGCUGGGCAAGGCCGAGGGCGAGGAGUACAGCACACUGGAUGAGGGGGACCAUGGAUGGUGCAGGGCUCUCAGGAGAUGGACAAGCAGGAACAGGGGACCAGAACUCACAGGUGUUCUUCAUCGAGUGUGUGAGUGCUGCUGUCGUCUCCAUGAACACCUGCUCAGAGGCACCAAGACCCGUCAAGCCAGUAGUCCGCCCUGCAAGACUGCCUGGUCAAGAUGGGGUCCAGCCUUGCACAGAACUGCUUGACUGGCUGGCUGGCCAGUGCCACAAGUUGGUGGUGACCAAGUAAUGCCCUCCAUGACUGCUUCAGCCUGAUGGAUGGAUCUCAUGGUGUGUGGUGACCCAGGCUGUGGAGGGUGGCUGCCACACUCACUGCUCCAGCCACUCACAGCUGUACCUCAGGAGCCAGACACCAUCUGCUUCACUCCUGCCCAGACUUUGCCACUCACACCCAACAGCUGCUUCAUCUUAAGGUGUGUGGUGACGUGGAGGGUGGCUGCCACACUCACUGCUCCAGCCACUCACAGCUGUACCUCAGGAGCCAGACACCAUCUGCUUCACUCCUGCCCAGACUUUGCCACUCACACACAACAGCUGCUUCAUCUUAAGGUGUGUGGUGACCCAGGCUGUGGAGGGUGGCUGCCACACUCACUGCUCCAGCCACUCACAGCUGUACCUCAGGAGCCAGACACCAUCUGCUUCACUCCUGCCCAGACUUUGCCACUCACACCCAACAGCUGCUUCAUCUUAAGGAUCAGCGAUGUGGAACUACCACCACCACAACCACCACCACCACCACUACCACCAGGGGAGCCACUCACUGCCACAAGAAGGAAGGAAGCAGGAAGAAGAAGAAGAAGGAAAAGAAGAAGACACACAGAGAGAGAAGAGGAGGAAGAAGAAGAGGAAGGACUUGUAAUAUGGCAGACAUCAAACCAAUGGGAGAAGAAGAAGAAGAAAGAGGAGGAGGAGGAGGAAGAGGAAGAGGAAGAGGAGGACACAGGAAUUCCUUGUUACUGUGUUUGGCAGAUGGUUGACGUUCGGUAGGCUGGUAGAUUGGUCCUUUGGCUAGGUUGGGAUGAAUUUUGGUUGCUCUUGGUUGAUUGUGGUGGUCAGAACAGAGAAAGAGAGAGUUCAAUAAUCCAAACAGUCAUCCGAGAAGCACAUCACUGCCCCAUUUCCAUCGCUCCAGUCAGGGAGGGAACGGAGGGAUAUUUGGAGGCUGGAGGAGAGGGAGGAAGAGAGAGGAUUUAAGAUAGACUGAAGGAGAGGGAGGAAAAAUAGGGAGAACUUGGGACAAAAUGAAGUAAAAACUCUAGUUAGUAAAGUGUGUGUCAUCAUCAUCAUCUGCUCCCUCUCCCUCUCUGAAGCCUGAGUAUAUACAGUUAAGGAAGGGUCACUCUACAGGCAGAAUAAUCAUAUGUUCACCUUUCAAUAAAUGUCGUAAUAACCACUAAAACACACCAUGAAAAUACCUCCUGUUCCCUCUCACUGAAGCCUUAGUACAUGCUGUCAACAAAGGCUCAUAUUGUGGGCAGUAUAAUAAUAGUCAUAUGUUUACCUUUCAAAACGCUGUAAUAACCACUAAAUUAUACUGUGAAAUAAUGUCAAAUUUCCGCUGGAUAUUCACCGUUCCUUUCUCUAGUAGUUUGACGAGAAGCCUUACCACUUAAUCGCCCCAUUCAACCUCUGAGGACUGCUUUGUUUACCUUUCAUAAACGUCAUAAUAACCACUAAAUUAACCCAUGGAAUAACAUUAAAUUUUCACUGUACAUUCACCAUUCCUUUCUUUAGUAGUUUGAUGUGAAGCCUUACCUCUUAACCCCCUCAUUUGACCUCAGGGUAAUGCUUUCCAUCAGGUUUCUCAGGGUAGCAGUAUUGAGCGAGUCCCAAGCUCGCUGCACCCCUGGUAAUAUUGGUACUGUCGAUGUGUUGGCCUCCCUUAUCCUGGGUGUUAAUAUUACUCACUGUGCUGUAUGGGUGACAGGUCUGGUGCAUUGACAGGCUAUAUAUAAGAAAACAGCUACGUGGCUUGAUUUUCAGGUUAACGUCAAUAUCCUUAUACGUCACGGGCUCCCCUCACAACUAUUUCCCAAAGCCACAGAGAAGAUGAACCAGGUUGUCAUGGGUGGUUUUCCCAUUCAUGGCAUAUAAGUCAUCAUUCUGCCACAAACUUGAAGUCCCUACGUCAUGUUGUUGUGACGUUACGAAGUGCAGUGACGUUAGGCUUUCAGUAGGUCUUCAUUCUGAGCGCUGGGUAGGUUGUGCUUAACUUGGUGUGGCUAACAUUCCUCCUACUCCAUGCACGCAGUCUUGCAACUACAAAGCUCUAUUCUGUCAAAUUUGGGUCAUUUUUUGCCAGAUUAUGGUACUUUUUUUGUAAAGUUCUGGUAAUGUUUUUGUCAUUUGGGUCAUUCUUUUGUCAUUUUGGUAAUUUUUUGUCAAAUUCCGGUCAUUUUUAAGCUAAUUUUGAUAUAUUUUGUCCACAAACCUCAGUUUUUAGUGAUGUUAAUCGUCUUUGAGUUCUCAUUUUUCAGAAGUCUUGUUUUUAUGGCUUUUAUUUCAUAUGUUUUCUCUUAACUUCCAUUGCUUUUCCUAUAACUUUUGAGCUCUUUAUGUAUGCAAUCUCUUGUCAUUCUCUUUAAGUUCCCUUUGUCUUCUCUAGUAUUUCUCAUGUUUAUUCCCUCGUAUUAAUCUAUAUUUACUUUAUACAAGUAGUUUUAUGCCGUUUAAAAAUUUGUUUCUCCCUUUAAUAUAAAUAGAAUUAGCUUUUAAAAUGUUCAAAAUAUCAGUUUAUGGCUCAAAAGUAGCUUGAAAAUGACAAAAAAUUGCUGUUAAUGCUUGAAAAAUGCUUGAAAAAUGUACCUAAGUCAAUUUUACCUCUAAAAGCGUCCGGAGAUAGCCAGAUUGUAUUUUUGGUUAAGAUAAAGUCAUAGGUGUGGCCCAUAACUUUAUUUAUAAGACUUCAUAGUACAGAUUCAGUUCACAUCUUCCGUGACUGGCUUACAAAACAGUCCCUAGCAGAGUAGAGUCCACAGAGAUGUACAAGUCAUCAGAGUUGACUAACAUGACUUCUUUCCCUCGGCAGAAUCGAACGGCUGAACGAACAUCUGAAGGUUCGGGCGUCUUGGUCCGCCUGCGCUGUCUCUGCAAGCGACACACCACACACUCUGGAAGAAGAAAGAACAAGAUGUCAGGUUCAUGCAGAAUCGGCCUCAUAUUGAAGGAAAUGUGCUCUGUUGUGAUGUGUUUAAAGCUGUAUUUAUUAAAUAAAUAAUUGCCAGAA